AUGGCGCGCUACAAGGUGGGCAUCGCCUCAUUCAGCAAGACCCGAUUCUCCGAACAAGGCCAACUGAAGGAGGUAGGUGCCGGCUACACCUUCUUCUGGAGCGGUCGCCCCAGGCAGAGCGACGAGACGGGGGUUUCGCCUUCGCCAUCCGGAACGAUAGCGUGGGACGACAGUCCUGUUUGCCACAGGGCAUCAACGAUCGCCUGAUGAGCCUCCGUCUGCCUCUCCGGGGAGACCAAUUCGCCACCAUCGUCAGCGUCUACGCUGACCAGACCCGCCGAGAGGAGUGACGAAUUCUACGAGGACCUGCACGUUCUCCUGUUGUCUGUGUCGAAGGCGGACAAGUUGCCUGUCCUAGGGGACUUCAAAGCCCGUGUCGGCACAGACCGUGCUGCCUGGAGAGGAGUUCUGGGUCUCCAUGUUCUAAACCACUCCAAUGACAAUGGCCCACUCCUCCUACGAACCUGUGCAGAACACCGAUUCAUCCUGACGAACACCUUCUUCUGUCUGCCGGAGCGAGAGGUCACCUGGAUGCAUCCUGGGUCGCGACGCUGGCAUCUGGUGGACUAUGUCCUAGUCCGGAGGCGAGACCAGCGGGAUGUGCUGGUGACAAGGCGAUUCCGUGUGCCGACGGGUGGACUGACCAUUGUCUGCUCAUCUCCAAGAUGCAGAUUCGUCUACAGCUUCGCAGGAGACCUCAAGGUAAGCGAUCCCCAGGUAAACUAAAUACUGCUUUAUUGUCUUGGCCUGCUCACCAUCUCCAGUUCAGCAAUCAACUGACCCAGCAGCUGGAAGACCUGCCAGCAGCAAAUGAAAACGCCUGCGUGGUUGUUCCCUCAUUACUUACAGACGGUGAGCAAGGUGGUUGA
Molecule: messenger RNA, 869 nt
Organism: Spirometra erinaceieuropaei
Lineage: Eukaryota; Metazoa; Platyhelminthes; Cestoda; Diphyllobothriidea; Diphyllobothriidae
Source: the annotation of a GenBank genome assembly